AUGACAGGGAAGCAAAAAAUGUGCCCGACCAAAUCUGGCACUGCAAAGGAUAAUAUGUGGAUUCAGCGAACUGAGGCAUUGUCUCAGCGAUCGCAGUCGUUUACGUCUCGUGAGCAGCAUCGAAAAGAGGUUCGUCUCCGUGCCCAGCGGAUUUUGGAGGAGAACUGCCGCAGCAUGGAGGAAAGGCAACGCGAAAAGGAAGAAUUGGCAAACAGGGUGAGGUUGGCCGCCAUGCAAAGAAGGCUCACGGACAUUCAAAGGUUAAACCGCGCGACGGAGAAAAGGGUGCAACAUGCCAAAAUGCUUCAAGAAAGUCAAAUGCAGGCCCGUGGGGAAAAGCUUCAAGCUGGUCUUCAGAAACUAGACGAGGCCUCGUAUCGGCGUGAAAAGACAUUGACGUUUUAUCGUUUGCGCACGGCGCAGCAAGUACUUUCGACGUCUGAGCGGGCCAAAGUCAAUCGUUCCUUAAUUGAGAGGGAGGUACGGGCAAGACAACACCUCCAUGAGGAACGUGAGGAGGCUCGCCAAAGGGCUGCCGAGGAGGAGAAAAUUAAUAGGGAGAUUGAGUUGCAGCAACGUGGGCUUCUUCGUGAUCAACGUGUAUUGAACUCAAUCGAGUACCAAAGACAAAGGGAUCAUCUUAUCCGUGAAAAGGGACUGCAGCGUGAGCGUGCACAUGAGGAAAGACUCCAGCAGCACAAGCUACAAAAGGGAAGAUGGGGGUUUGGGAAAGCUUGGUGCGGUGCGGAUGGAGUCGAAGUUCCAUCUAGCGCGUGGCAAUCGAGCGGAAAGAAUGCGUCGGCUAGUGGGAACGACGAGAAGACAACUUGUGCUUAUCGCCGUGCAGUGACUUCGUUAGGUAUUAUUUCAUGUUGA
Trypanosoma cruzi is the source of this 876-nucleotide messenger RNA. RefSeq lists its product as uncharacterized. The transcript has a single exon. The record is from RefSeq and is a predicted model, not a curated record. The coding region runs from base 1 to 876 and encodes 291 amino acids. Lineage: Eukaryota; Euglenozoa; Kinetoplastea; Trypanosomatida; Trypanosomatidae.